Molecule: messenger RNA, 1191 nt
Organism: Penicillium cinerascens
Lineage: Eukaryota; Fungi; Ascomycota; Eurotiomycetes; Eurotiales; Aspergillaceae
Product: putative ATP binding protein
Exons: 1
Coding region: 1-1191 (396 amino acids)
Molecular function (GO): GTPase activity
Source: RefSeq, a predicted model, not a curated record
AUGAUUGACAAUCUUCCUCGUCCAGGCUCGGGAAAGACCACCUUCAUGCAGAGAAUCAACUCCCACCUGCAUUCAAAAAAGUCCGUUCCCUAUGUGAUGAACCUCGACCCUGCGGUACACUCGGUGCCCUUUGACAGCAACAUCGAUAUCCGAGACUCGAUCAACUACAAAGAAGUGAUGCGGCAAUACAACCUAGGACCCAACGGCGGUAUCCUGACGUCCCUGAACCUCUUUGCCACCAAGGUCGACCAGAUCAUUGCUCUUCUCGAGAAGCGCACCACCCCGGACCCCAGCAAACCGACUGCCAAACCGAUCGAACACAUCCUGGUUGACACACCCGGCCAGAUCGAAGUGUUUGUGUGGAGUGCAUCAGGAAGCAUUCUCCUCGAGACUCUCGCUUCCUCUUUCCCGACUGUUAUCGCAUACAUCAUCGACACCCCGCGCGCCAGCUCGACCAGCACCUUUAUGAGCAACAUGCUGUAUGCGUGCAGUAUUCUUUACAAGACUAAGCUGCCUAUGAUUCUGGUCUUUAAUAAGACUGAUGUCAAGGAUGCCGAGUUCGCUAAGGAAUGGAUGACCGACUUCGAUAAAUUCCAGCAGGCUUUGCGCGAGGAAGAAGAAUCCGGUGCUUUCGGUGCUGAGGGUGCCGCCGGCGGAUUUGGAGCUGGCAGUGGAUAUAUGGGAUCACUCUUGAACAGCAUGAGCUUGAUGCUUGAGGAAUUCUAUCGCCAUUUGAGCGUCGUGGGCGUAAGCUCCAUGACAGGUGACGGUGUUGAUGAAUUUUUUGAAGCCGUGGAAGAGAAGCGACAGGAGUUCGAGCGUGACUACAAGCCAGAGCUCGAGCGCAAGAAGAAGGAGCGUGAGGAGAAUAAGGCCAACCAGCGAGAGGUGGAACUAGGCAAGUUGAUGAAGGAUAUGAACGUCUCUGGAUCUGGUCGCAGAGAGGGCCAGGGCCCUGAAGUUGGGCCCGAGACUGUUAGCGAGGCCGAAGAUGAAGAAGAGGAUGAGAUUAUCAAGCGAGGACUGGCCGAUGGAGAGGAUGACAGCGAGGAAGACUACGAAGGUCCCAGUGCAGGCAACGAUGAAGGUCUCUCUCAACGCUACCAGCAGGCUCUUGGCUCGCAGGAUCAGCCUUCGGAUCAGGAUAAUAGCUUCACUCGAUACUUGCGUGCCUCCGGCAUGAACCAGUGA